AUGUUCUAUGGAACCUCAAAAGUUUUGCAGAUAGCAGGCCCAGAUGCCCACGGCUCGACGCUGCAGCAGAGACUUUUGAACGCAUUUCGAGUGCUUGAGGCGAAUAGAACAGUUUUGUACGGAGACUCUACCUUUUUAUCUGAGAAAGCUCCAGAUUUCAUGGCGAGCAUCACCGAGCUGAUGAUCCAAACAUCAGCGUUCAGCAAGCAACUUUUUGAACAGAUUGAAAGCAUACCCGAAGAAGCAAGACUUUUCAAUCCCACAAUCGUGACACUAGCUCGCGAAGGGACCGAACUACAUCACAGAAUAAGCGACUGGUACGAUGAUGUCUCUCUACGGUCGGAUGUUGUGGACCCCUUUACUCAACUUGCUCUUGCAAAUCAUCAUGCGGUUCGGCUUUUCCACUGCAAAAACUUCACCUACUACACCUGUUGGCAAGCUGGGACGAUUCCUCAAUUGAACCAAUUGGAGAUUGAUGCAUAUGUUGCGGCGAUUGCAUAUUUGUGCGAUCAGAUCCUUAAAACUUCAAACAUUCCAGGUGCUAUUCUCUUAUUUCCUUUGCGAAUGGCGGGAGCACAUUCUGAAACUGAGUGGCAAAGAGAUAAAGUGCGAAAUCUGCUCAAUCGAGUAUAUAACAGCGGCUUUGUUGUGGCGGAAAGGAUUCAGACUGAUCUAUCCGAAUUCUGGCAGUAUAAAGAUGAAGAGGUUGGGGUUAAAUUAAUGCUCAACUAA
Messenger RNA from Trichoderma virens Gv29-8, 732 nucleotides. RefSeq lists its product as uncharacterized. The transcript is spliced from 3 exons. The record is from RefSeq and is a predicted model, not a curated record. Lineage: Eukaryota; Fungi; Ascomycota; Sordariomycetes; Hypocreales; Hypocreaceae. Bases 1 to 732 code for a protein of 243 amino acids.